Messenger RNA from Caenorhabditis remanei, 450 nucleotides. RefSeq lists its product as uncharacterized. NCBI's taxonomy places the organism in Eukaryota, Metazoa, Nematoda, Chromadorea, Rhabditida, Rhabditidae. Bases 1 to 450 code for a protein of 149 amino acids. The transcript has a single exon. The record is from RefSeq and is a predicted model, not a curated record.
AUGAAGUCUUUCGUGUUUCAGAAUUACCCCGAAUACCUGAAAGACUUCCAGGCGUUACCGGAAUUCGACAUUUAUCUUAAAAAUGCCGAGUAUUUUGUUCUAGCAACAAUUUGUUUGAUUGUCCUCACUCUUGCAUUCUCAUUUUUUAUUCUUAUCAUUUCGGACAUUUUCAAAUUGAUGAGUUAUCUGAAACUUCAAAUCUCGUCAGUAAACUUUAAGAAACAUAAGGAAGCAGUUCGUAGUUUAUUUGUUCAAAGUACCACAUGCAUCCUCUGUUUAUCUCCAGUUUGUCUGAUUGCGGCAAUGGCUAUUUUCGAAUUUCGAUAUUCACAAUUUUUGGGUGAGUUGUGCAUCGCUUGGUUUGCAGCUCAAUCGUCAGUGAACACUGUUGCUCUAUUGAUAUUCUUUGCACCAUAUAGAGAAUUCGCUGCUCAAUAUAUUCCUGUGUGA